Messenger RNA from Trypanosoma theileri, 825 nucleotides. RefSeq lists its product as uncharacterized. Bases 1 to 825 code for a protein of 274 amino acids. NCBI's taxonomy places the organism in Eukaryota, Euglenozoa, Kinetoplastea, Trypanosomatida, Trypanosomatidae. The transcript has a single exon. The record is from RefSeq and is a predicted model, not a curated record.
AUGAUACCCCAGACUAUUCGACGAUGGGGGCCAAGCGGAGAGUCGGUUCUCUCGCCACCCGCGCGAGGCGGCCGAGGACGAGCCCAGCCGGGCGGAACGGGACUCCCCGCCCUCCCAAAGGCGAGGACGACAACAGUGGGAAGUCGGCCCCCCGCAAGACAAGGAGUGGCUCCCUCACGCGUAGACCUCAUGAUUAUCGCACAGGACGAAGAGGAUGUCAUGGAGGAAGAAGAACAGGAAAUGACAAAUCAUACUGAUCACCGCGACGGAGAUGAUGCAGAUGUGGAAUCAAACUCACUUGAUUCACUUUCCUCAUCAUCGAGUACAUACAUGCGGCAUCACCGUUAUGAGGACCCAUACACCGCCUACCAACUAAUCUCAGAUCCAUAUGACCGACAUCGCGAGAUUGAGCGGCAGCAACGUUUCAUCAGCGACUGUAAGAGACUCGGUCGACCAUUCAUUCCAAGUGGUGGUCGGGCGCUGGAGAGACCAACACGGUAUUUACUGGGGGACUGCGUUGCCGCUCUUUACCGUACAGUGGCACGAGACUGGGCGGAGACCGACCCGAUGGUUAUCUCCACCGCGGAAGAUCUCGUUGUGGUUUAUAUGAAGCGAAACCGGGUACGCAACACAGGAACACUAUUGCGUUAUAUGAAUGCAUCACUUAAACGAAGUGAAGCGGUACGAACGUUUGGUUUACAGAAGGUUCCUGAGGGUUGGGAUGUCCUUACAGAUGAUGGUUACAUUAUGUACACCUUUAAGCCACCAUGGGUGCGGCAGCGUCGGUUUCUCCCUGAUCAAAUUGUUGUGCGGAAAGCACAUUGA